AUGGGUCGUGUCCGUACCAAAACAGUGAAGAAAUCAUCACGACAAGUGAUAGAAAAGUACUACUCAAGGAUGACACUCGACUUCCACACGAACAAGAAGAUCUUGGAGGAAGUUGCAAUCAUCCCAUCGAAAAGACUACGCAACAAGAUCGCUGGAUUCUCCACACACUUGAUGAAACGUAUCCAGAAGGGACCAGUGCGUGGAAUCUCGCUCAAGCUACAGGAGGAAGAGCGUGAGAGGAGAAUGGACUUUGUACCCGACGAGUCUGCUAUUAAAACAGAUGAUGUUAAGGUGGAUAAAGAGACGUUAGAGAUGCUUGCUUCUCUGGGAAUGUCUGAUGUUUCCGGGUUUUCUCAAGUGGAGACACAAGCGGCCGUGGUGCCAGGCAAUGCGUUUGGUCGUGGUGGAAGAAGGUUCUAA
This is a messenger RNA of Eruca vesicaria subsp. sativa (arugula), 420 nucleotides long. Lineage: Eukaryota; Viridiplantae; Streptophyta; Magnoliopsida; Brassicales; Brassicaceae. The record is from the annotation of a GenBank genome assembly.